Molecule: messenger RNA, 384 nt
Organism: Striga hermonthica
Lineage: Eukaryota; Viridiplantae; Streptophyta; Magnoliopsida; Lamiales; Orobanchaceae
Source: the annotation of a GenBank genome assembly
AUGCUACGGCAUAAGCUUGAACCUGAUGACCUAUUUCACGGGCCCAUUGGGUUUGUCCAUGACGGCGGCGGCGAAUAUCGACGCCUGGAACAAUAUGACGAUGCUCUUGCCUCUCACCGGCGCUUUCGUCACCGAUCUGUUUUAGGCAGGUACCAGACCAUUAUCGCUGUCUCACUACUCUACAUCUUGGGGUACGCCGACCACAACCUGAUUGCAAAGUGGAAGAAGCUCGGCUACGAGAGACUAUGCUGCCUGAGGUGUAUGCAGCCCAGGGACCAUAACUUCCAGACGACAUGCGUUUGCCGAGUCCCGAAGCGUCUGCGCGAGGAGAAGGUUGUGGAGUGUGUGCACUGCGGCUGUGGGGGCUAUGCGAGUGGGGAUUGA